AGACAGAGACAGACAGGUACAGAGAGAAACAGAGAAAUAGAGAGAGACAGAGACAGAAACCAAGAGAGACAGAAAUUAACUCAGUCCUGCCCUGUCUCCAGUGUCUGGGGCUCAGGCCUCUCUGUCUCCAGCAGCCAUGGCAAACACACAAGGUCGAGACAUCUUUCCACCCAGCUGCUCCAUCAUCUUCCUCCUCCUGCAGCUUCUGUCCUACAGCCUCUCUGCAAAGGGGAAAGCCGAUUUCUCUGUCUCUGGUCCCGGCCAACCGGUCCUGGCUAUGGUGGGGGAAAGUGUGCAGCUGCAAUGCCAUCUGUCCCUCAAUAUCAGUGCGGAGGACAUGGAGGUGAGGUGGUACAGGAAGGAGCCGUCCCCAGCCGUGCACCUGCGCAAGAAAGGCAGGGACAUGCCUGAGGAGCAGAUGUGGCAGUAUAAGGGCAGGACGACCUUCUGGACGGCUGGCCUGGCCCACGACCAAGCUGUGCUGACCAUACACAACGUCACCGUGUUCGAUAAUGGGACCUUCCACUGCAAGUUUAAAGAGAGCAUAGGGUCUGCAGAGGCCACCCUGUGGCUGAGAGUGGCAGGGCUGGGCUCUGAGCCCAGAAUCCAAGUGCGAGCUGGCCGGGAUGAAGGUAUCAGGGCAGAGUGCACCUCGGAGGGCUGGUACCCAGAGCCCCAGGUGGAGUGGAGAGACUUCAGGGGACAGACCCUACCUUCCACGACCAACCUCACAGUGUCGCCCACAACGGGCCUCUUUGCGGUGGUGUCCAAUGUGAUUGUCUGGGACAGGGACGUGGGGAACCUCUCUUGCUCUAUCUCCAACCCCCUACUCCAGGAGAGGAUGGAGACCAAGAGCCACCUACCUGGUCAGGUGCCCAAAAGUUUCCCAUCAAUGGCGUGGAGGGCAGUGGUGCCUGUGAUCCUCAUUGUGGUGGGGCUUGUAGCAUGUCUUGUGGCAGGAGCCACCUGUCUUUUCUGGAAACAUCAGAGGGACAGGAAUAGGGUGCAGCUGGAAGAAGAGAGACUGAACAGAGAAGAGGAACAGCUGUCCCAAGGCUGGCCAGAGGACAUCAUCUAUGUGAGCCCAUCCCUGGACCCUGACACUGCAAGCCCCAAGCUCGCUCUCUCUGAGGACAGGAAGACUGUGAGGCAGCUGUUCUUUGAACAAGAGCUGCCCGAACCCAGCAGAUUCAACCGGGACCCCUGUGUGCUGGGUCGGGAGCAGUUCUCAGCUGGGAGGUAUUACUGGGAGGUCCAGGUGGGGCACAGGAAGACCCGGAACCUGGGCAUGUGUCUGGAGAGCUUGGGUUGGACGGGAAGGAUCCUCAAGGCCCCCCAGCACGGACUCUGGGCCCUGGAGCUGUACAAGAAGGGGUUCUGGGCACUUGCCUUCCCAAGAGUUCGCCUGCACCCUUCGGAGCCCCUGCAUCGUGUGGGCGUUUUCCUGGACUGUGAUGCAGGCAGAAUCUCCUUCUACAGCAUGGGCAAUGGAUCCCUCAUCUACGCGUUCUCUGGACUGUCCUUCUCGGCACCCCUGAGGCCAUUCUUCUGCCUAUGGACACACGACCCCAGCCCCCUGACCAUCUGUUCAGAAUGGCAGUCCCCAGAGGCCUUGGGGCCUCCUCAGGGUGAGGGACAGGACAGGGUGGGAACCCUCCUCCAGCAAGACCCAUGA
Messenger RNA from Lynx canadensis (Canada lynx), 1675 nucleotides. RefSeq names its product butyrophilin-like protein 10. Lineage: Eukaryota; Metazoa; Chordata; Mammalia; Carnivora; Felidae. Gene Ontology annotation, molecular function: signaling receptor binding. Gene Ontology annotation, cellular component: external side of plasma membrane. Gene Ontology annotation, biological process: regulation of cytokine production; T cell receptor signaling pathway. The record is from RefSeq and is a predicted model, not a curated record.